This is a messenger RNA of Corythoichthys intestinalis (scribbled pipefish), 12273 nucleotides long. RefSeq names its product myocardin related transcription factor Ab (gene mrtfab). Gene Ontology annotation, molecular function: transcription coactivator activity. Bases 5723 to 9256 code for a protein of 1177 amino acids. Gene Ontology annotation, cellular component: nucleus. The record is from RefSeq and is a predicted model, not a curated record. Gene Ontology annotation, biological process: smooth muscle cell differentiation; positive regulation of transcription by RNA polymerase II. The transcript is spliced from 17 exons. Lineage: Eukaryota; Metazoa; Chordata; Actinopteri; Syngnathiformes; Syngnathidae.
GGCGUGUCAUGCCUUCCUCACGCUGUCUCACUGCACAGCACGCUCUGGCAACACAACAAGACAGCAAUAAUAGCAACCGGCCAAUUUCAAAGGUAGCAUUCUCAGUGCUGGUGCACGAUAAUUAUUGGUCCGAUAAUUAUCGGUCCGAUAAUAGGAAUUAUGACGUCAUCCCGAUAAAUCCAAUAACAUUUAUAAUAGGACCGAUAAUAUGUACUGUUCUGGCUUUGCAGUUUACACAAUAGUAUGGGAAAUCAGUUGACCAUUUGCGGGGCAUUGCUCCCACCUGCUGGUCAGAAUAAUUCAAUGCACCUAUUUUUUGUUACAGUAGUUUGGUUCAAUCACUUACACGUCGGUGUCUAGCGGUAGCAUUGACAGUCGUGAAUGCUUUCUGUCACGUUUCUGCCUCAGAAAUAUAUGUAUUUUAUGUUUACUAUUACAUAUGGAUGUGCAAAAUAUGUUUACUUCUGUGGUGAAGGGUCAUAUGAACAGAACUUCAUAAGUUGUGUUAUAGAAGCCAGCCAAUGCUUUAGUAGCUCAAGCUAGUGUGCUAUGCUAUACAUAUAAUAGUUGUGUAUAUAAGUGUAUUGUGCAGUUUGUUCUAUAUUGAUUAUUGAAUAUGUGUAUUUUUGUGUUGUACUUUCACAAUAUUAAGACGAGUGUCUUCCCAUAAAAGCAAGAAAAGACCAAGCCUUGUGGUUUAUGGAAGUGCAUUCAUUCUUAGCUGGCUGUCGGGCAGUGCAGAAGUGAAACGCACUGUUUUGUUCAUGUCAUUAUGAAAAAUCUGAUGAGAUCAAGGGCAAAUCUAUGUUGAAUCAACCACAAAUUUUUUUUUUUUUAAACCUCCAGGUGUUCAAAAACUCAAAACAAAAAAGUUAUAUAUUUAUUAUCGGUUAUCUAUAUCUGUAUCGGCUUUGAGGAGCAGGAAGUUAUCGAUAUCGGUUUCAAAAAAUGGAUAUCGUGCACCUCUAUUUCUAAGCCUUGAAUUCUUUUCAAUGUUUAAUAUUGUUACAUUACGGAAUAAUUACAUGUAAGAUGCUGCCAACCAGAUAAGGGAAAAUUAGGGUUCUGCACCAUUCACAUUAAUGGUUCCUUUCGCUUAGCGUUGCGAGAGGCAUGCAUGUCUCGCAGCUUGCUUUUUGGUGCCUCCGCUAGUGCCUCCAAUAGUGGUAUAUUGCCAGGUUACCUUUGUCCAUUGUCUCGGCAUUGAUCCAAGUAUGACUAUCAUAUGAAUCUGCCUUUGUUCCGACAGAGUGAAAACACUAUUGUUUAAGUGUUGAUGAUCAAGAUUAGAUUAAUUAAUAAUUUACCACAAUGUUCGAUGUUCCAACAGUGGGAAAUCUAUCCACUGUUACUCAAAACAAUGGGAAUUUGGGACGGGAACUUUUCCUCUGUGAAUGAAGUAGAUUGGCUCAUACACGUACAAUACUGCAUUCCCAAACCGGGAAGUGUGACGUAAAUUCCCGAACGCAACAGAAGAGUAUCCACAGCGACCAUAGUAGCAGCAACGAUUUCAAUGAUAUUCCCACCGAAUGUAACCAUUCAGUAUCGGUCUUUCGUUACGCUAACGAUGGCAACGGCUUCUAGGAAAGAUUAUGUACAAUUAAUCCCUACAUGUUUAAACAUGAGGCGUCAGAUGAAGACUAUUUACUUGGCACAGCAGACGUUGGUGACGACGCCGGUUGGCAGCUUGACACUUUACGAAAGGAAGAAUGGUAGACCUAUGUCAAGCAUCGUGAUUUCUCUCUGAACCUUUCUUUACCGAGUGAUUCUCUGAUAUAAUUAUCAGUAAUUGCAAAAACAGACGAGUAGUUAUAUAUAUAGAAAUAAAUGUAUCAAAUUGACAUGAGUGGACAACCUGUCAACUGGCUUUUGACAGACAAGCAACAAAACAAAACAAAAAAACAAGUCGCAGGUCAGCAGUUGGUUUUGUCCUCCUUUAAGGGAGUUCCAAAAAAUCGAUUAUUAGAUGCAUCGCGAUUUGACACGAGACAAUUCGAUUACGAUUCAUGAAGGUUCAAAAACGAUGAUUUUUGCCUAAUAACUUUAUGACAGCUGUUCGUAGCGGAAUGUCAAGACACAUCUGCCGCCCGGACACCUUUAACGGAUGCACGCACAGCGUUAUGAUGGAUGCUGCCGGUUACUGAGCGAGAGAUUUACUCCUUUUCAAAAGACUGGAAAAUAGAUUUGUGUAUGAGACAGGCAGGGACCCGGUGGUUGCGCUUCUGUGCACGAGUUAUUUUUUAGAGCCAGAGGGGAAGAGAGAUAGUUUGUUGCUCCUUGUCUUUAGAUGUCCCUCAGUAGUUUCAAGUCAUGUCAAUUGAAAAAUAUCCUGAGUCUGUUGCUAAGACCCGUGUGCGUCUGUAAGAGGUGAGUACACGAACCCUAUUGUACUGUUUAGCCUUUAUUGUUGUUGUUUUUGAGAUGUUAACAGUCAGUGCAGAGCGCUAAGCUAAUAAGCUAAUUCGCUAACGUGUAUUUCAUACGCACAUGUAAAACCGUGAUUAAGUACAGCGGUAACCCUAAGAACAUGCGAAAAUAGUACAGAAAUCUGUGAAAACAAAGUAUAUUGGUUCAAAGAAGUCUUAUUUCUAAGGACACUUUGUUUCCAGAAAAUGUGAAAUUCAUUCCACCUGUGCAGAUUUAAUUGUAUUGUUGAGAGAAAUAAGUACUGCAUUUAAAAUGGUUAAUGUUUUAGCACUUUCUUAUAAAAAAUAAAAUAAAAAAGCAGCUUAAGGGCAGCUUUUUGUUGUCUGGGCAUGUUUCCAUUGUUCCUGUUGAAUCGUUAGGAUAUUUUAAAUAAAUAAUGGACAUAAAUUUGUUUGGCUACUUUAUUAAUUAGUAAUGUACGAUGCAUCGAUAAUUGUGAUAAUCGUGAUAAUCUUGAUAACUUUGAUCAUUGUCAAUACCGCGAUCACUUUUCAAUAAUCGAAUCGUAGCACCCUGAAUCGUGAUCGAAUCGACUCGUGGGGUGCCUAAAGGCCGAGUUAUGCUUCCGUGUCAGACCUGCGGUGUCAAGGAAGACCCAAUUUACGACCCUCCGCCGUAGCUUCUCUGUCUCCUUGUCAUUUUUCUGACUCCGCAUCGCAUAAACGCGUGUGACGUGGUGGAAAUCGACUAUGAUCGGUCCGCUCAGGCUGUUGUUUCCGGUUCAGUGCGAAAUCACCGACAAUGUCAAACAUGAUUUUUCAACACGCAAAAAUGGACAAAGCCCACGAGAAUAUCAACGAAGAGCAAGCGACAACUUCUACAAUGUCUCGUUAAGACAUUAUGAAGUUUGCAAAUGGCAAGCAAUUCGUGGGAGGAGAUUGCUGAAAAUAUGGGGCUGGAGGUCAGCCAGCGAUUGAAUAAAAAAAUGGAAAAACCACCGAGACAAGUAUGUAUGUGUGUUCGGAAGCGAAUGGCCACACAAAGCGGUGACCCAGUCGGCCAAAAACUGCCAGCUUUUUAUUCGUAUUUUUGGUUGGUGCACUUCAUCAUUUAUUGUGUACAUAUGCUGUGAGUCUGUGACUUAUUUACGUGUUACACUUCAAGUAUAUGAAGAAUAAAGCACAGGUUUGGUGUCAAAAGGGUUGUUUUGAGGUUUAAUUUUCAACAACAGACAGUUCACACUCGAUACAUCAUCACUGAUUGAGAGUGCCUCUGUGCUUUUAUGAUAACGUUAACAUCAAGGCUUCCAAUGCAGUUUGGGAAGUUCCAUAGCUGCCAGAAAUUUGCUAUGGCUUCCCACUGGCUGGUUGUAGGACACGGCAAAAAAAUAAUCUGGCUAGAGGGCUGUCCGCAGUUCUUUGCAGACCUCUGACAAAACGCCGGACAUGGUGCUCGACGCCAGUUUGAAGCUAGCCGCCACAGCUUGCUGGUUUCCACCCGAGGCUAGAACUCUCUGUACGGCAUCAAAAGUCGGACAGACCGCCUCGAAACAGUCUUUUGUGUCGCCUGCGCCUCAACAAUUGUAUGAUGAACAUUUAUUCAAUGUUCCAUCUUUCGUUGUUUACUAAUUUUUUUCUCCGUUAAACUAGACUAGAGGAAGUCAACAAGCAUGCCCCAAAACCGUACAAACAUAAUGCCACAGUGGCUAGACGGUGAAUUACAGAGCAACGCGUUCCCUCGCCGCAGAACUAUCGAAUGCUCAUUGACGCUGUAGUCACUUCACCGUCAACGCAACGCAGGAGCAUAACUCAGGCUUAAGAUGGCACACCCCUAAUAUCAACAGAAUUGCAUCAAAUUAUAGAAUUAGAAAAGCCAGUAAGGGUCUACUUAAGUCGUUGAAAAAAACAGGGCUGUAUCCUCCUAGGCUUUCAAAGCUGUCGUCGCUGAAAUGUUGAAAACAUAGAAAAAGAAGGUUUUUUUGGGCCACUCGUAGUCUCGAGCCUUCGUGUGAGCAAUUCGUAGCCCCACAUCGAGAUGGCAUGAUGAAUCUCGCGAGUAAAACCCAGAAAUAUAUAUGGCGAGGAUGGCGUGGUGCUAUACUUUCGUAUCGGAGUGCUGGCGAGGUCUAUGGGAAUUGACGUCAUCAGGUAGCGGUCGGCGGCGAGGUGCGUUGCUAAGGUGUUGCUAUGGUAGUAACUUAAAAACUACACAGUCAAUUCAACAAAAUUUUUUGUAAUGUGAGUUUUAGGACAGCCAAUGAUGCAUUUAGUACAAUGUAACUACGUACAACACUCAUGAAUUUAGGUCUUCACCUCCCCUUUAAGAAAUCUCCUUGGGCCACGCUUGAUAUCAACACACUCCUAGCCUCAGGGUACCACUCCCAAUGUUGAACAACCUCUGUUCUCAUUGGCCUAUUUAUUACCCCAUUCUCGCAGUGCAAAGCAGACGUGUUGCUGCAAGCUGUCCUGCAAGUAAUCUUGCUUGAAGAUGCUUUGAGGCGGCAUAUGCGCAUGCAUUCUGUAGUCUUGGCUUAGAGACAAAGUGGUACUCCCCCUUAAAGCUUAUCAAAGCUGUAUAUCUCACAGUUAUGCAAUGCAUUCUCUACAUAAGGUAAUAUUAAACAGCCUGUUUGAUCUAUCCUUUGUGUGCAUAGGCAUACGUGCAUGUUUUCCUGUGAGAGGAUCAGAAACAUGAAGGUCAUGUAUGUGUGCGUGUGUGAUUUAAUGAGAACAGGGCUGAAAAACAUUUUCCACCUCCUGGUAAGUUGCCCUGAUAACAACGUGACAAUCAUCAUUACCAAUUUUCAGAAGCUUUUUAGUGUGUAGGACUGCACGCCGCAGAGCAACGCUAUAAGAACAGGGGUGGGGUGGCUGAAAUGUCACUAUUGCAUAACUGUUGAGGAGGAAGAGAAAGAAAGCGAGGGAAAAUAAAAAGCAAGAAAAUGUGUUUAGUCAAAGAAGAAGAAAGUUUUAGCUCUUUUUUGUUCAUUCUUAACUUGACAACCAAAGAAAAUUUAUUUUUCCUCUCUCUUUGUAAGUAACAAUGCAAAAUUAGAAAUAUGUCAUUGGAAAAGGUGAAGCUCAAGGAAGAUGGCAACUGAUUGGUGGACCUUGUCAUCUACUCCGACCUACACACGCCCUCUCUGCCGAGGCAUGCACUCACUUGUAGACAGUUCACAGAAAGGGAAUGUGUGUUGCAACCUGUGGAGUCUUUGGCUUUGGCGUUUACUGUAACUUUUCUGCAGCCUUCCACUGCUGCAGCUGUGCACUUUUGUUGUUGUACUCCACAUUUUACGCUUCCUAUGUUGGAAGUAUGAAGCACUAAUCUUUCCCGGAGGGUGACGCUUCCUUUCGGCAUGGUCCAGAGGGAUAUGACCAUCCUGUCAGUCCUUCAGCUCAAACUCCAACAGAGGCGCACGCGAGAGGAGCUGGUCAGCCAAGGGAUCAUGCCACCGCUGAAGAGCCCAGCAGCAUUUCAUGAGCAGCGGCGGAGUCUGGAGCGUGCAAGGACUGAAGACUAUCUCAAGAGGAAGAUCCGGAGUCGUCCUGAGCGCUCUGAGCUGGUCAGAAUGCACAUUCUGGAGGAGACAUCGGCAGAACCCUCCCUGCAGGCUAAACAGCUGCAGCUAAAGAGAGCUCGACUUGCCGACGACCUCAACGACAAGAUCUCGCACAGGCCAGGUCCCAUCGAACUUGUGCACAAGAACAUCCUGUCCGUCUGCCCUGAUCAGCACUCACCACCCGAUUCUCCAAAAGGAGCUGGAGGAGAGAGUUCGUCUUUGGACGAAGACAGCAGUGACCCGCUGUCACCCGACCAGCUAACCAAUCACGACUCUCCUCUGAGUACUGUCCCGCAGCCGUCGCCCUCUGACACGCUCACCCAAAAUGGAGACGUGUCCCCCACUCAGUUUGUUACGCAAGCCGCUCCACAGCCGCCUCCUACUCCUGUGGUCAAUGGAUCAGAUUCACCCCCGCCACUUAAAGUGACAAAUGGGAUCAUAGUAACCUCCCGUACAGCCUGCACUCAAUUUGGGCAGCUCAAGUCUCACAGUAAGACUGGUUCCGACCGCCCUCCGCUGAGAUCCAAAAAAGCAAAGGACAACAAACCCAAGGUGAAGAAACUGAAGUACCACCAGUACAUCCCUCCAGACCAGAAGGCGGACAAGGAGCGCCCGCCUCUGAUGGACUCUUCCUACGCCAAACUCCUGCAGCAACAGCAGCUCUUCUUACAGCUUCAGAUUCUCAACCAGCAACAGCAGCACUACAACUACCACGCCAUCCUGCCUGCUCCCCCCAAGCCAGCAACAGACCAGCCCCUCCCAACAAACCCCAGCCCUUCCCCCACUCGCAACAUUCCCACGACCAACACCGCAACCCCAACAAGUGGAAACGCACGUCAGGUCCAAGCGACAGUGGGAGGGGCCAAACCAACCACUUUGCCGGCUAACCUGGAUGAGUUUAAAGUCGCCGAGUUGAAACAGGAACUAAAAUUGCGCGGUUUGACAGUCUCCGGCACAAAGAACGAUCUCCUCGAGAGGCUCCGCAACUACCAAGAGCAAAAUGGCUUGAAAAAUGGCGCGCUGCAACCCAUUCAUCAGAGCGCUGUGUCCGCAGCUAACGGCGCUCCUGCCACUGGCACUGACUACCAACAGGCCGAAGGAGGGUUCAAGGUAGCUUUGUCACCGUUGGCUCAGGGUCUUCCCGCUCGGGUCAUGCGUUUCGGAAGCACCAGCUCCAGCCCGCCUGUGUCUCCUUCGCCAUCUGAACGGUCGUUAGCAGGGCUAAGUCCAGAUGAAACCAGCUGUAAUGGAGACAUGUUUGGAGAGAUGGUGAGCUCUCCCCUUACUCAACUCACACUCCAUCCCUCUCCUCAACACCCGUCCAAUGUCUCCCCCAUCCAACCCAAAGAAGAAGGCUUGCACACAUGCAGCUUCCACAGGUCUUCACCUGGCUCAGUUAAGUCUUCGGAGCCUUUCUCUGUAGUACCUAUGGACUCUUCCUCCAUGGACAAAGACCAGAUGCUGCAGGAGAAGGACAAACAGAUUGAGGAGUUGACCCGGAUGCUGAGGCAGAAACAGAGGCUGGUGGAGACCCUCAGGUCCCAACUGGAGCUGGGUAAGAUUGCAGGAGGCGUGGCCUCUGAGCGGGACUGGAGUGACAAGAAACCUGUAGAUGUUAAACACCAGAAAGUCAUUAAAGCCUCAGCCGUUGAAUCCCCCGUGCUUCUCAAUGGCCUUUUGAAGGUGAAGGAAGAGCCUGAGACUGAAGAAGGAAUGGUGGGAGUAGUGGAGGAGGCCCAAAGCAAAAAAAUGGUCCAGCCCAUGCAGUGCUCCCAGGAGACUCUCCUCAAACUGCAGCAGAUUAACCGGCUGCAAGUCCAACAAGCAGAGCAGCUAAAGCAGAAGGUUUCAGAGCCUAAGUUGAAUCCUCAAAAACAGACUGAGCACAAGAGGGAAUCCCAAAUCCUGCUUCAGCAACAGCAGCAACUUCAGCAGCUCAUCAUUCAGCAGACUCAGCAAAAACAGCUCCAAGUCCAGCACAAGUUUUCACAGCAGAAACAACUGCAACAAGCUCAAGGCAAGAAGAACCAAACGCAGCACAAGAACCCGGUUCAGAUAAAGCAGGUUCGGGUGCAGAUCCAAAACCAGACGGCGGCCAACGAGAAGCCUGCAGCCAAUCAAAGCCAACAGAAGAAGCAGCUAAAGACACAGCAAAGGCAGGAGCAAAAACAGCAAGCCGGCGCCGCCACACAGCAGGUGGCGCCAGUCUUUAUCAACCAACAAAACGGCACUCAAAUUCACACUCAGGCUAUCUCAUUGGACCUCCUUAAGGCCGGUGGUACUCUUGUCACAGAUACCAAUGGCAACCACUACUUGAUCGCCCUCACCGGUAACACGGCGGACGGCCCGAACCGAGCGCCCUCGCAGGUCAAGAGCAACGGACGUGUCACACUGCAGAGACUGCAGUCGACUCCAAACAAGUUGCCCAGCACUGACGGCCAAUUGCAAGCACAAAAAGAUAGCCAGAGUGUGAACCAGCCAAUCAAAAAGUGUGAGAAACCUGAGCUGCACGUGGACACUAAUAGGGUCCCUCCUGCCAGCUCUUGCGUCACGGCACCCCCAAACAUGCAGCCUUUCUUCGACGACAUGUCGGACAGCGAAAGCCAAAGCAAUCCCAACACCUCUUUCAAGCAGAGAGAGCGAGUCUGUCCAUCUUAUGACCGACACACUCUGUUUACUCCUCCCUCUCCCAAACCCAACAUCUUUCUUCCUACACAGCGCUCCAAAGGGAACAGCGUCAAUUGUCAGCAGGUGGAUGACCUCUUUGACAUCCUUCUUAAGAGUGGAGAAAUUGCAGGUUUUAAGGCCAACCCAGACCCGUCACUCGCCCCUCUGCACUCUGACCCACCCUCGCCGUCGUCCCCGCCGUCCCCUCUCCACCUCUCGCCUCCCACCCCGACCUGUCCCCUGAUCUCACCUCCGGUCUCCCGGAGGGAGCAGUGUCCAGGCGGCGGUCGCAUAGAUGACUUCCUGGAGAGCUCGGCUCUGCUCGGCGUCGAACCGGGAAGCGGCCUGGCUCUCAUCGACGAUCUCCACAGCCAAAUGCUGAGCACCGCAGGCCUCCUGGACCACCCGCCGUCCCCCAUGGACACGUCCGACCUGGGCUUCUCCCCCCACUCGACGGGGCUGGACUUCGGGGACGCCGCCCUGGACAGUAUGGACUGGCUGGACAUCUCCAUGGUGGGCAGCUCCGGAGGCGGAUGCGGAACUGUAGGAGGCGGCGACGGGACAACCAGCUUGACGCCCUUGGCGCCGCACACGCCGCCGAGCGUAUUUUCUGCUGACUUCCUGGACAGCACAGACCUGCUGCACUUGGAGUCGUGCCUGUAGCCGCAAAUGGCGACGAGCUGCGUUCGGGCUCCGACUUGAUACCUUCUUUAUGCUGUCUUUUAUCACUGCUGGGCUCUCUGGCGCACGCAUACGGGAAGCUUUUUGAGCAUUUAUGAUAUCCUUUAUUUACUAUAGUUAUGAAAUCAUAUCUUUUUAAAAAGAUGUCGCUGGUUAAGUCAUGGAACUUAGAAAGGAUAUUGAAUAAAUACUGAACACGCUUCCCAUUCACACACAUGCACACAGCUCUUGGAUUACUGGCUUUAUUAUGCACUUUGACCUGGGUUUCAAAUAAUUUGUAUAGUUUAUCAAUUAGUGUUGCACCAAUACGGCAGUAAAAUGAGUACUACAUUUCACGGCGAUAUGUACUUUCAAGUGAAUUUAAACUAGUAGACGUUGAAUCAAUUUGAAGUAAGAGGGUGGCAGCAAAUGAAAAUUCGUCUAGCGCCGUCAAUGGCAGCCAGUGAGGUAAAAAAUAACAUUCGUUGUUCUUCCAAUUAGUUUUAUCACUAAUAGACGUCCAAUCCAUUUGAAGUAGGAGGGAUGCAAGCAUGCAAGUCUCCUGUACGUUGAAUGGUGGCACCUCCUUCAAGAUUUACGUAACCGCCUCAGAAGAAUGAUUUUACUCACACUUUUUGGGGGAUUUUAAGAAAGGGUGAACAUUGUUUCACUAGGCCUGGCGCCUGUUGACAACUCAGGUGUUUGGACGGUGUUUUGUGACAGUUGCUAUUGGCACGAAGGAAGGAAGAUCGCAUUUUCUGCACUAUAAGGCGCACCUAAAAGCCUUCAGUUGUCUCAAAAACGCCUUCUAAUCUGAUGCGCUUUAUAUAUGGAUUAAUAUUGGUUAAUUAUGGCAUGUCUUUCUCUUUAGCGCAGCUCCAUCUAGUGGAUGUAUAACAAAACCCCAAUCAAGAUGACUACUACUACUACUGCUACUUCUGCACCUUAUAAUGUGGUGCGGCCUACAUAUGAAAACGAUUUUAAAAUGGUCCAUUUAUUGAAGGUGCGGCAGAAACAGUACUUACUCUCGUGCUCGUAUGGAACAGCAUUUGUAAAGGUUUUUUUUAAACUUGUCACCUUCUGGAUGAGGAUUUGGAAACACUUGCAACUGACAAUUUUUUUCUUCCCUUCACUUUUUUUCCUCCUUGCAACUAUUUUCUUUCCUUUUUUCACUAUUUUCCCUUUUCCUUCCCAGCUUUCGCUCCUUUCCCCCCCCUUUUUUUGCAACAAACUUGUCAAAGACUAGUAUUUUGUAAAAAAAAAAAAAAAUUGUUUUCUUUCCCUUUUCCCACCUGUAUUUCCCCCCCUUUUUCUCUUUGCAACUGACUAACAUUGCAGCCUUCUGGGUGGGAUUUUGGAAAGAAACAACUGGCUUUUUUUUUUCUCCCCCCUUUUUUCCCCUAUUAUUUUUUCCCCUUAUUCUUAUCUGGUUUUCCUCCCUUUUUUCUUUUUUGCAACUGACAAACUUGUAAAAGACUAGAAUUUAGAGGGGGAAAAGUAAUUUGCAUUUUUUCUUUUUUUUUCUUACUCAUAUUUUCCUUUUUCCACCUAUUUUUUUCUACCAACUGACUAACAUCACAACCUUCUUUCUGGAUAAGAAUUUGGAAAGAACUGGCUAUUUUUUUUCUUUUUUCCCCUAUUUUCUUUUUUCCCAUUUCCUUCCAAGCUUCCCCCUACCUUUUUCUUUAUGCAACUGAUUAACUUGUCAAAGACAAGAGUUUUUGGGGGGUGGGGGGGAGCAUUACCCCCCCCCCCCUUUUUUUUUCUUCUUCUUUUUUUUCUCCUUGCAACUGUCUUAACAUUGGAUCCUUCUGGAUGAGAAUGUGGAAAGAAACUCUUACAACUUACUAUUUUUUUUUCUUUCUCUCUCCCUUUUUCCCUAUUUUUUACCUUUUACUUCCAAGCCCCCCGCACCCCCCCCCCUUUCUUUUUUGCAACUAACCAACUUGUCAAAGACUGGAAUUUGGGGUAGAAAACCAAAGUCAGUUGCAUUACUUUCUUCUUUCUUUCCCUUUUCUUUUUUCUUUACUAGUGUUUUCCUUUUUCUACCUGUUUCACCUGCCUUUUUUCCCCUUGCAACUGACUAAAAUCGCAGCCUUCUGGGUGAGAAUUUCAACGAAACACUUGCACUUUUUCUCCCUUUUUCUUUGAGUACAGAUCCCUGCUAAUGUUGCCUUCAAAGGCUAAUACAAAACAAGCACCUUGACGGAGCAAUCAUUACCGAAUAUAAUUUAACUGUCAUAAUUUAGUUGCAGUAGGCCAACACUUAGAAAUAAUAAUCUCCUGCAUUAAAUGAUUCGGUAGAUGACAUGCAUCCCUCACACUUCAAGUCGAUUGGACGUAUAGCGCCUUAAGUGGCAACCAAUGAAUUACAAUUACGUUCAAGUAAGCAUGCAGUAAUUUAGUAUUAAAAGAAAAUUGUAUUUUUUUUCCAAAAAUCGUAUCGGUACAGUAUCAGCCGAUAACGCAAAAAUGGUAUCGGUAUAACAUUAAUAUCGCUGAGCAUAUCAGUCAUUUCAAGGAACGUGUUAUUAUCAGAACUUGUACUCCCUGAUGUGUGUGAAGUGCGUGUGUCCGUGCCUCCUUAACUUUGCACUUGAGUCAAUUUGAUUGAAAAGGGAGGCGUGUGGGUCACCGGACGAAUGUUGGGCAAAGCUGCCUUUUGUGUUACAUGACUGGUCAUCUGGCAACACUGAAGCCCACCCACACUUUGUCAAAAAUAUUACAGGCACAACCUUCAUUGGUUGUCAGUUGCUGUUGAAACGAACCUUACCAGUGGCGACAGUUUUCAUUGAAGCCUCGUCAGAGGGCGCGUAUUAUUGGUAACAUUAUGGUAGACCACUAUUGCUGUAUAUGGGGUGUAUAAUAUCAAUUGUUCAUAUGGCUAUUUUUUUUUUUUCUUUGCUGGUUGUUUAGUGGAGCUAGCCAGCUGGGGAAAUAGGAUAAGGCCAGGGACUCUUAAAAACUUGGACCUUGUCUUUAAUUUUUUUUUUUUUUUUUUUAAGAAUAAAGAAAAACAA